Panthera uncia (snow leopard) is the source of this 2768-nucleotide messenger RNA. RefSeq names its product synaptotagmin 3 (gene SYT3). Gene Ontology annotation, biological process: cellular response to calcium ion; regulation of dopamine secretion; regulation of calcium ion-dependent exocytosis. Bases 466 to 2241 code for a protein of 591 amino acids. The record is from RefSeq and is a predicted model, not a curated record. Lineage: Eukaryota; Metazoa; Chordata; Mammalia; Carnivora; Felidae. Gene Ontology annotation, cellular component: membrane. Gene Ontology annotation, molecular function: calcium ion binding; phosphatidylserine binding; calcium-dependent phospholipid binding. The transcript is spliced from 9 exons.
AUGAAUAUUCGUCGAAUGCAUGAACGAAGAAUGGCUGUCCCCUCGUCUGCCCACGCCUAAAUUCUGUCCCUUUGUCUGGGCACCCCUAAUCUCUGUCUCUUUAUCUGUCCUUAAUCUCUGCCCCUUGACUGGCCUCCCUAGUCUCUUCCUCCUUGUCCAUUUGUCCCUGUUCUCUUUCCUCCUGUCCAUUCACGCUGAUCUCUGUCCCCUUGGUUGUCCAAUCCGUUACUGUCUUCUUGCCUGCACCCCGAAUUUCAGUCUUGUCUAUCGGCCCCGGAUUUCUUUCUCAUCGUCUAUCCCUCCCCAAUCUACCUCCCCUGAUCCACCUGGCCCCAAUCUCUGUCCCCUCGCCUGUCCUUCCCUUUCUCUCUUUCCCUUUUUAUCCUUUAUCCAUCCCUCUCUCAAUCUCAUCUCUCAUCUCCACCCUCGUCCGGCCCCUUCCAAGCACAGAACCCACCGGCCACCAUGUCAGGAGACUACGAGGAUGACCUCUGCCGGCGGGCACUCAUCCUGGUCUCGGACCUCUGUGCGCGGGUCCGAGAUGCCGACACCAGUGACAGGUGCCAGGAGUUCAACGACCUGCGAAUUCGAGGCUAUCCCCGGGGCCCAGAUGCAGACAUCUCCGUGAGCCUGCUGUCGGUCAUCGUGACAUUCUGUGGCAUUGUCCUUCUGGGCGUCUCCCUCUUCGUGUCCUGGAAAUUGUGCUGGGUGCCCUGGCGGGACAAGGGAGGCUCAGCGGUGGGCGGGGGCCCCCUGCGCAAAGACCUAGGCCCUGGGGUCGGGCUGGCAGGCCUGGUGGGCGGUGGCGGGCCCCACCUGGGGGCCGGCCUGGGUGGCCAUCCUCUGCUGGGGGGUCCACACCACCACGCCCACACCGCCCACCAUCCGCCCUUCGCUGAGCUGCUGGAGCCAGGCAGCCUAGGGGGCUCUGACCCCCCUGAGCCCUCGUACUUGGACAUGGACUCGUAUCCAGAGGCUGCGGCAGCUGCAGUGGCCGCUGGGGUCAAACCGAGCCAGACAUCUCCUGAACUGCCCUCUGAGGGAGGUGCGGGCUCUGGGCUGCUCCUGCUGCCCCCCAGUGGUGGGGGCCUGCCCAGUGCCCAGUCGCAUCAGCAGGUCACAAGCCUGGCACCCACCACCAGGUACCCGGCCCUACCCCGGCCCCUCACCCAGCAGACCCUGACCCCUCAGCCGGACCCUGGCAGUGAGGAGCGGCCGCCUGCCCUACCCUUACCCUUGCCAGGCGGUGAGGAAAAAGCCAAACUCAUCGGGCAGAUCAAGCCCGAGCUGUACCAGGGGACUGGACCCGGUGGCCGGCGCGGUGGCGGGGCCGCGGGCUCGGGAGAGGCCGGAGGGGGGGCGCCCUGCGGCCGCAUCAGUUUUGCCCUGCGGUACCUCUAUGGCUCCGACCAGCUGGUGGUGCGGAUCCUGCAGGCCUUGGACCUCCCGGCCAAGGACUCCAAUGGCUUCUCAGACCCCUACGUCAAGAUCUACCUGCUGCCGGACCGCAAGAAAAAGUUCCAGACCAAGGUGCACAGGAAGACUCUGAACCCUGUAUUCAAUGAGACAUUCCAGUUCUCGGUGCCCCUGGCCGAGCUGGCCCAGCGCAAACUGCACUUCAGCGUCUAUGACUUCGACCGCUUCUCACGGCACGACCUGAUCGGCCAAGUGGUGCUGGACAACCUCCUGGAACUGGCUGAGCAGCCCCCCGACCGCCCACUAUGGAGGGACAUCGUGGAGGGCGGCUCGGAAAAGGCAGAUCUCGGGGAGCUCAACUUCUCACUCUGCUACCUCCCCACCGCCGGGCGCCUCACCGUGACCAUCAUCAAAGCCUCUAACCUCAAAGCGAUGGACCUCACUGGCUUCUCAGACCCCUACGUGAAGGCCUCUCUGAUCAGCGAGGGGCGGCGUCUGAAGAAGCGGAAAACCUCUAUCAAGAAGAACACGCUGAACCCCACGUACAACGAGGCGCUCGUGUUCGAUGUGGCCCCGGAGAGCGUGGAGAGCGUGGGGCUCAGCAUCGCGGUGGUAGACUAUGAUUGCAUCGGGCACAACGAGGUGAUCGGUGUGUGCCGCGUGGGCCCGGACGCCGCCGACCCCCACGGCCGCGAGCACUGGGCGGAGAUGCUGGCCAACCCCCGCAAGCCCGUGGAACACUGGCAUCAGCUGGUGGAGGAAAAGACUUUGUCCAGCUUCACAAAAGGCAGCAAAGGAUUGUCAGAGAAAGAAAACUCAGAGUGAGGGGUCUGGCCUAGGCCCAGGAUCGGACCAGGCCCCCUCAGGACCCCAUCCCUUCCUGCCCGGACUGUGAAUUCAUCUCCUCGAAGCCAUAACGUCCGAGCUGCGUGGUGCGGGGCCGCCUGGGCCCACCCAUCCUUCUACCCCGCGAGGCGCCAGGGUGGGAGGCAGGCGGGCCCAGCUCCCUGUUUCAGGGUUGGGGGGGGGGGCAUUCAGUCUCCACUGUGUCUGUCUUCCCUUCCCCAGGGCUCCUCUUCCAGGCAAGGGGCCAUGCAUGUCUGGGGGACCCCAGCCCCCCAAACCCUUCGUCUUUCUGUCUGUCUCUUUGCUGUUUGUCCAAGACUUGGUGUCCUGACCCUUGUUCUUGCUGUGAAUGUCAACAGACCGAUCCUCCGUAUUCCCCCCACACACACACACACACCCGUGUCUACCCUUUCUGUUCAACACACCCUGCGUCUGGCCGAUCCCCCCACUGCUGCUGCUACCAACACCGGAAUAAACACACACCGUGGGUCUCACUCCACCCGGGG